This is a messenger RNA of Labeo rohita (rohu), 1667 nucleotides long. Its product is annotated as gap junction delta-4 protein. Gene Ontology annotation, biological process: cell communication. NCBI's taxonomy places the organism in Eukaryota, Metazoa, Chordata, Actinopteri, Cypriniformes, Cyprinidae. The transcript is spliced from 2 exons. Gene Ontology annotation, cellular component: connexin complex. Bases 243 to 1511 code for a protein of 422 amino acids. The record is from RefSeq and is a predicted model, not a curated record.
GCCAAGUUGGUGGAUAUACAUAAGUUGUGCCAUUGCGGUUUCCACCCGACCUGGUGUUUAGGACCUGACCAGGAUUUUGAGUGCUUGUAAAUGGGGCUUAUUUGUAAUGCCCGCUUGUACUAAGUUUUAUACAGAGUGUAAAAUCGUUUUCUUGUGUGGAAUCAAGUGUGCUGUGAGUUGACCAGUGGGAUAUCCUGUGCGGUAGUCUCCGGGUUUGGCCAGAGACUGAAUGCGUUGCUGUGAUGGCUAAACAGACUGCAUCUGAAAUGAUCUUCAUAACAUUGAACCGCAACAUCACCCUCAUAGGGAAAGCAUGGCUCGUCCUGGUGGUAUUCCUAAGGAUCCUGGUCUUGCUGUUUGCUGGUUAUCCCCUCUACCAGGAUGAGCAGGAACGAUUUGUGUGUAACACCAUUCAGCCUGGUUGUGCCAACGUGUGCUACGACAUGUUUGCCCCUCUUUCCCUCUUCCGAUUCUGGCUGGUGCAGCUCACCACACUGUGCCUUCCCUAUGUGAUGUUCAUCAUCUAUGUGAUCCACAAAGUGAGUUCCAGUCUUCCUGCAGAUAGCGGAACUUCCGAGUCCAUAAAAGCAGACUCCAUCUAUAAGAUCCAUCAAGAAUCGUUCAGGAAAGCAUCUCUUUGUAAGACCGUUGUGAAGGCUGAGAAUGGGCGGUUGCAGUACUUCACAGGAGCCUACAUAUUCCAUCUCUUGCUUCGGAUACUUGUAGAAGCUGGAUUUGGAGCUGCACAUUACUACUUGUUUGGCUUCCACAUCCCCAAACGCUUCAUGUGUCAGCAGCCACCUUGCACAACAAUGGUGGACUGCUACAUCUCUAGACCCACUGAGAAAACCAUCAUGCUGAACUUCAUGUUGGGGGCAGCCGCUUUGUCCUUGCUGCUGAACGUGUGCGACCUAAUCUGUGCCGUCAAACGCUCCGUGAGGCAAAAAAGCAAAGGAAAGAUGCUAGUAGAGAAGAUGUACGCAGAGGAGCAGUACUACCUGUCCGGUAAUGGGAAUCAAGGUGUGGACGCCAGUAUGCCGCCGACUCAAGAUGUGAUGGCACCAGGAGUGUUCUGCAAACGAGGGAUCAGAAACUCAAGCGGCGAUGAAGCUGCUUCCAUUCUUUUGGACGAUGACCCUCCACCACCCUCAACACUUGGAGGAAUGCCUACAAUUGCUGGAAUGCCUGGUUCCAACAACAAUGAUGACAGCAGUAGCUACCAGCCCACCCAAGAAGAUGGGAUGAUAAGAGAAGGCAGUGAAGUGGCACUGUACCCCAGUGAGGCUUUGGGGACUCCUAGAUCAAUCAGAGUUAGUAAACGCGGUCGUCUCAAACCUCCUCCACCUCCACGAAGGGACAAACUAGCUGCUCAAGGUGCAAUUGAUGUCUCGGGAGCAACAGCGGUGUGUACCAGAAGACUAGGGCAAUAUACUUUGGUAGAAAUGACCACUGGUGAGGACGUACCAACUUGCAAUGGAGAUGGACACGAGAAGAGGUCAGAAUGGGUUUGAGUUUCUCUCCAGGUGACUAAGAAGCUUUAAUUUUGAUGCAUUGUAGUUGAAGAAAAUUCGAUUGGCACUUGACUGGAACAGAGUGACUUGAUUGGAAUAGAUUACUUGGAGAAACAAGGUGAAAUGAGAGGUAUUAUUAGAUGUCAACGUCAUGCA